Molecule: messenger RNA, 498 nt
Organism: Lentinula edodes (shiitake mushroom)
Lineage: Eukaryota; Fungi; Basidiomycota; Agaricomycetes; Agaricales; Omphalotaceae
Exons: 1
Coding region: 1-498 (165 amino acids)
Source: RefSeq, a predicted model, not a curated record
AUGUGCAACUCAACCUAUGGCGACCAACUUUACUCACCCUUGUUUUAUGAUCAGCCGGCGGCCACGGUCCACGUCAAGCUAAGUCCACAUAAUCCUAACAGGCAACGCACGCCCCUUAAAAAGGAAAAAUGUGUUCGCAAACUCGAGAGCAUUUUCGAGGAAUGGAUCAGGAAUACGAAGCUGUUCGAGAUAGAAAAGAACAUGAUUAAAGAGGGAAAACAACCGACAAUAAAUGACCUGCCCGACAUACCGCUUGUCCCGCUCGAAAUCAUGAUUGAGCCUGACAGUGUCUUAGUGCUGGAACACAUUGAGUUUUGGGGGCCGGGGGUCAAGGACAUUCGAGGUUUUGAUAAGGGAUGCGAGAAGAAGGAAGAUCUAUGCCGGGGGAAUCUUUAUGACCGCAAUAGCGUGCUCUUCUUCCACUCAGCGGCAAAUGUGUCUUAUGUAAAUAUAAAGAAAGGAUAUGGUGUAGGAGUAAAAGAGUACAGAGCCCUGUGA